UCACACUGCCUUUAAGCCAAUUGGAACAAGGAGAUUUUUUGUUCGUGCGGAAAGGUUAAAAAAGGCUUAUACUACCUCGAUAUAGUAAAACUAAUCGGGCCUAGUAUUCUGUUUAUCAAGUGCCUCGUAUAAGUGAUACUUUAAGAGUGCGGGAUGGUGAUAGCAGACGUUCAAUAAGAAUUUUCUAAAAGCCAAUUGUUUUCGCGGUCUAAGACCAUUAUUUUGACGGCUGCUGUUGUGACAAUGGACGGCGUUAAGGUUGAGGCGUUCAUCAAAAGCGAAGAAAGCCGAGCGAUGCCCUUGAUGGGAGGAGGCGGUGCCUCUGGAGGUACUUCGAUCAGCGGAGGCGGCGUGGGACUCGGAGCCGGAGCAUCCGCCACGCUGAGCGUGGAGCUGUGCCUCGUGUGCGGAGAUCGCGCCUCCGGGCGACAUUACGGGGCCAUCAGCUGCGAGGGUUGCAAGGGCUUCUUCAAGCGCUCGAUCCGCAAGCAGCUGGGCUAUCAGUGCCGCGGUGCCAUGAACUGCGAGGUCACCAAGCACCACCGGAACCGGUGCCAGUUCUGCCGGCUGCAGAAGUGCCUGGCCAGCGGCAUGCGAAGUGAUUCUGUGCAGCACGAGAGGAAACCGAUUGUGGACAGAAAGGAGGGGAUCAUUGCUGCUGCCGGCGGCUCAUCCAGUUCCGGCGGGGGAGGCACUUCCUCCGCCUACCUCGCCGGCAAAUCCGGCUACCAACAGGGGCGUGGUAAGGGGCACAGUGUCAAGGCCGAGGCAGCGGCCACGCCCCCCGUGCACAGCACGCCAGCAACGACCUUCAAUUUGAAUGAGAAUCUUUUCCCAAUGGGGUUGAAUUUUGCGGAACUAACACAGACUUUGAUGUUUGCCACCCAACAGCAGCAGCAACAACAGCAACAGCAGCAGCAGGGCGGCAGCUACUCACCAGAUCUUCCAAAGGCUGAUCCCGAGGACGACGAAGACGACUCCAUGGACAACAGCAGCACGUUGUGCCUUCAGCUGCUGGCGAACAGCGCCAGCAACAACAACUCCCAGCACCUGAACUUUAACGCCGGCGAAGCAUCAAGUGCUCUUCCCACCACCUCGACAAUGGGCCUUAUCCAGAGUUCGCUGGACAUCCGCGUGAUCCACAAGGGGCUGCAGAUCCUGCAGCCCAUCCAAAACCAGCUCGAAAGAAAUGGCAAUCUGAGUGUCAAGCCUGAGUGCGACUCCGAGGCGGAAGACAGUGGCACCGAGGAUGCCGCCGACACGGAACUUGAGCAUUUGGAUCUGGACUUUGAGUGUGGCGGCAAUCGAAGCGGCGGAGGCGACUUUGUGGUCAAUGAGGGGGUCUUCGAACAAGAACUUCUCACCGAUGUGCAAUGUGCUUUCCAUGUUCAACCGCCUACCCUAGUCCACUCUUAUUUGAACAUCCACUACGUGUGCGAAACGGGAUCGAGGAUCAUUUUUCUGACCAUCCACACCCUUCGAAAAGUUCCCGUUUUCGAGCAGUUGGACGCCCAUAGCCAAGUGAAGCUCCUUAGAGGAGCCUGGCCAGCUCUGAUGGCUAUUGCCCUGGCCCAAUGCCAGGGUCAGCUAUCGGUGCCCACCAUUAUCGGUCAGUUUAUACAGAGCACUCGCCAACUCGCGGAUAUCGAUAAGAUCGAGCCGCUGAAGAUCUCCAAAAUGGCCAAUCUUACUAGGACUUUGCACGACUUUGUUCAGGAGCUCCAGUCGCUGGAGGUCUCGGACCUGGAGUUCGGCUUGCUACGGCUAAUACUUCUCUUCAACCCAUCGCUUCUACAGCAGCGCAAGGAGCGGCAGCUGCGGGGAUAUGUUCGAAGAGUCCAGCUCUACGCUUUGUCCAGUUUGAGGCGGCAGGCAGGCGUCGCCAGUGGAGAAGAGCGCUUCAAUCUGCUGGUGGCUCGGCUUCUUCCACUGAGUAGCCUGGAUUCGGAGGCCAUGGAGGAGCUGUUCUUCGCUAAUCUGGUGGGCCAAAUGCAGAUGGAUGCCUUAAUUCCGUUUAUACUGAUGACCAGCAACACCAGUGGACUUUAGGUAUAAAAGACAACAAGGGGUAGGCUAUAUUGAAGGGCUACCCAAAAGAAAGACUGAAGAUGGACCAAGUGCGGGCAAUACACGUAGAAACUAGGCAAAUCCCCAUUUAAAAGAUAUUUAAUAUAUUCAUUAUGUACUUUAGAGAAGACAAUAUUUUCUAACUUGAAACCUUGGGUUUGUUGUUAAUCACAGAUUUAAAGGAAUCGAUUUCCCAAUAAAAGCGAAUAUGUUUUUAA
Messenger RNA from Drosophila ficusphila, 2285 nucleotides. RefSeq names its product nuclear hormone receptor HR78 (gene Hr78). Bases 244 to 2049 code for a protein of 601 amino acids. NCBI's taxonomy places the organism in Eukaryota, Metazoa, Arthropoda, Insecta, Diptera, Drosophilidae. Gene Ontology annotation, biological process: anatomical structure development; regulation of transcription by RNA polymerase II; cell differentiation. The record is from RefSeq and is a predicted model, not a curated record. Gene Ontology annotation, molecular function: RNA polymerase II cis-regulatory region sequence-specific DNA binding; zinc ion binding; nuclear receptor activity. The transcript has 5 exons.